CGACGUGUAGAAAAAAUGCGACCAGUACAAAACGCAAAACGAAUUUAAGAAACACGGCGGGAAUUGUUUAGUACUUAAACAAUAAUACAUACUUUGUAUUGCCAACAAAAGUUAUGAUACAUUUGUGCAGCACAUUCGAUUUCUUAAUUAAAACUGUAACUCGGGUUCUUACUGAGCGUUAACGGGGUAACAUGGGUAUACCAGAGAUGGAUGGUACUACAGCACCAGUCAAGAAACGUCAGAGGCUUUCACUGAAGGCAGGAAGACAAAGAGCAGGUUUAACCUCUCAGUCACCAGCUGAUGAUUCCAGUAACAAUGCUCGAAAACAAGAGAGUGAGUGUUCUGAGAGCAGUACAACAGUUGCAAGCUCAUUAAGUUCAUCAACUGUUGACAGUAGUACAUCAUCAAGUACUGAAACAAGUAUGUCAACGAGUACGACAGCUGACACUGAUGUCUCGAGCUCCAUCAGUAAAGUUGAUGUGAGGGUACCUGCUGUCGCCUCGCUGGAAAAUCUUGGCAACACAUGUUUCAUGAACUCAAUUAUGCAGGUACUAAGAUAUACACCAGGAUUCUUACAUAAUCUGGCAUUACUUUACCAAGACAUACAGUCAUCAGAGAAAAUCAAACGUAAAAAUAAAACUAGCGAUGAUGACCUGUCAAGUUUUGCUGAGGAUAUGAAUAAGAGAUGCUGUAAAGUUGUCAAGAAUGUGUACAAGGUGUACAGAGAUCUAUCAACAUUAGAGGAUAAGUAUGAUGAGGUAGCCUCAGAUGAUGUCAUGUCCAUGGCAGUAAAACCUAAUAAAAUAUUAUCAGCUAUCAGAGAAUUGAACCCAAUGUAUGAAGGACAUAUGCAACAUGAUGCCCAAGAAUUCCUGCGCUGUUUCUUGUGCUAUUUUCAAGAUGCUGAAAAAGAAGUGCAGAAAUUUUACAGUCAACUUCCACACUCCUUCUCUCCAAAAAUCAAUCCUAUAAUGCAAAGGUUUCUGGCCAGUUCAAAUGCAAGUCAAGAAACAAAAGAUAAGAUUGUGAAAAUUGUGAACGAGAUAUCUAAUGAAUCAGAUGAUAAAUUGGGCACAGAAAAUGCAAUAGAAACUGAAAAAGUGAAGGUUAAUCUGUUUCCAAAGGCAGAAAUCAGAACAGAGACAGCAAAGUCCCCUCAGAAGGUACAGAAGGUGCCAAAUGUUGGGGACACAGCUGGCGUGGUGGACAAGAUUAAUGAGAAGGUCACUCAGAUAGGUGCAAGUACUGAACCAUCGGUUUCAAAAGACACUGCUUCAGGAACAGUAAUGCAUGUUGAUUUGAAAGAAGUAAAUGUAACUAAGCUGCCAUCCUCUGUAGAGAUAGGACUAGGCGCAGAAUCAGAGGUUACUGACACUAUAGGUAAACAACAGAAACCUAAAGCCUUGGCAAGAAGAAACAGAAGAAUAAAACCUUAUGAUAAAGAUGAAAAGAUUCAAAGGCCAAAGAAAGAUAAUAAAGAUAAGAUUAUUAAACAAAGAAGAGGUAAGAGGUCUAAGGAAAAAGACACUUCUGAGUUAGGUGGCCCAGACUGUGAUAUUAGAAAUGAACAGAAAUGUUCUACCAUAAUUCCUCUGCAAUUAAGAAAUGAAAAUGUGUGUAAGGAGAAAUCUGUACCAGUCAUAUCAAAGUCUGAUAAUGCAAUAGAUGUGAAGAAGAAGAAAGCGUUAGAAACCAGAUCAUACCAGGAUGUCUUUUCCCAGUUUCUAUCUGCUUUACCUGAAGACGAUACAGAUUCAGUGGAAAUGCAGUCUGAUUCUGAUAAUGAAGAUAUUGUCUUGAAGAAAAUAAAGGAAAAACAACUUAGGAAUUCUCCAAGAAGAUCACCUCGAAAGACUUCAUCAGAGAUGUUGAGACCCAACGAACGUAAGAUUGAAAUAUCCAAGCUUGCUCUAUCAGCAAAAUCUGAGUCAUCGUUACUUACUGCUAAGCAGCAUCUUGAUUUUUCUGAGAAUAAAGGUGGUUUAGAAAGGAAAAAUGAAACAGAAUGUAAAACUGAUGCAAGUGAUGAAGCCCCCUCAAAUGUACCUACCGCUGUGUCUCAGUUUGUCGUAAAAUCAGAAAUAGCUGAUGAUGGGGAUGAUAUUAGAAAUACAGAAGUACCCGAUAUUGAUGCUGGAGUGAGAACUGAGCAGAAAAAUGAAUCUAAGUCAGUGCCAAUAGCUCUUGUACCUGUAGUCAAACUAGAGAAUUGCGACUAUAUUCUAAAUGAAAAUGGAACAUCUGUGAGUGCAGCUUAUGCCACCAAAUGCCUCACACCAAUGAAGAAUGACCGUCGUAGCAGCUCAGGUUCGAACAAUUAUCUAAAACAGAGGAAUCAGCCAUUCUCCAUGGAUAUAUCUGAUGACCAGCAACUGAAAAGAGCACUUGCAGAGAUGCUAAAUUCUCCAGUAAAAAGCAGGUCCAAAUAUGAUCUCAUAGAAAGAACAUUUCAGGGAUCCAUGAUGUUACGAACACGUUGUUUACAGUGCGAGUCAUCUACUGAGAGACAGGAAGACUUUCAUGAUGUCAGUGUUCCAGUCAGAAUUGAGAAAUCUGACAGUGAUGAUGAAGAUGAAGAAGUAACUGAGAACAAAUGUGAUUUACUGGACCUGAUAGAAGCUUCCACUGAGAUAGAAAAAUUGUUGGAGGAGAAUAAAUAUUACUGUGAUGAAUGCAAAGCAUAUGUCGAAGCUGAGCGGUCCAUGCACUAUGAUGUGAUGCCAGAUAUUCUUACACUACAUCUAAAACGGUUUUCUUCAGAGACAAGAAAUCCUAGUAACAUUAUGAAGAUUAACGACCAUGUUGAUAUACCUCUUACCUUACCGUGUCUACGGUAUAAAUGCUCACAGUCUUGUCUUCGACCCGAUCAUAGGUACAGACUGUAUGGAGUAGUGACUCACUCAGGCGUAACUCUUACUUCAGGACAUUAUCUAGCUUAUGUUAGAGCUUUGCCUAACCAUCCGACAGACAAUUCUCACAGGAAACAACAAAAUUGUCAUAUCGAUACAAACUACAACAAUCAACUAGGGGAAAUUAGUCAGAAAGAGAAUUCUGUCAACAAGUCGGAUAAUUCAAUGCCUGCGACUCGUCGUAAGAUGGGUGUGGCCACAAAGUUGCCAUCCCGCUUUGAUGACAAUGUUAUUGCCAAUACUAAAGUUAAAGCAUUUCAAUCAGUUGCAGUGAAAAAAAUAAAACCCGACCUCGUAGCGUCAUUGUUGCCAAGCAAACAGUAUGACGAGGAAUGGUUUGAAUGUGACGAUGAAACUGUCCGAGUCUUUGAUGAACCAGAUUUUGUUGAAUUAUUAUCAGAGAAAUCAGGGUCUCUGCUGGGAACACCAUAUCUGUUGUUUUACCACAAAGCAACCAUGUGUUGACGCAGCACUAGUUGAUUAGAUAGAAUGUCUGUGAAAAUGUGAUAUGAAUUGUGUAUGCCAUAAUGGAAUUUAGUAUUCUGUAAACUUCAUUUUACUUUAUUUUGGUAAAAUCUGUCUUACAAUAGUUGGUUUAGGAUACAUAUUCACUUUGAAAACCAACAUUUCUUUUUGUUAUUAACAUAGUUAAAGAUGAAUUUAUUAAUGUACAUAUAAUGCUCCAAAUCAAGUGCAUUUGUGGUGUUUUUGAACUUAAUCAAAUUUUUUUGCAAUAUUAUUUCUGUGUUCUUUCUGAUAUAUAUCUUGGUUUAAUUUUUUUUCAUCUUCCUUUGUAAUUGUACAUUUUGUCUGGUUAUUAGUGAAAUGUUACUAUUUUUAGUUUUAAAAAGUUUGUUCAUACAAAUUUAACAACUUUCAUGCUUGUAAGUCAAACCAAGUUGGAAAAGUUCUACUGUAAAAUUAGAAAAUACCCAUUCCAAGCUGGUACAGUGUUACUGCUAGUUGUACAGCAUUAGCAACCUUAACACACAAGUUGGUACAAUUUUUAUUACUACUGCAAGUCUUACACAACUAUAAGUCGUACACAAGUUGGUAUAACACUACUGAUUGGUACAAUACUACUGUAAGUCAUACACAAGUUGGUACAAUACUACUGCAAGUCAUACACAAGUUGGUACAAUACUACUGUAAGUCAUACACAACUGUAAAACAUACAUAAGUUGGUACAAUACUGUUAUGAGUCAUCAACAUGUUGGUACAAUACUGUUAUGAGUCAUCAACAAGUUGGUACAAUACAACUGCAAGUCAUACACAAGUUGGUACAAUACAACUGCAAGUCAUACACAAGUUGGAACAAUACUACUGCAAGUCAUACACAAGUUGGUACAAUACUACUGUAAGUCAUACACAAGUUGUUACAAUACUACUGCAAGUCAUACGCAAGUUGGUACAAUACUGUUAUGAGUCAUCAACAAGUUGGUACAAUACAACUGCAAGUCAUACACAAGUUGGUACAAUACAACUGCAAGUCAUACAUAAGUUGGUACAAUACUGUUAUGAGUCAUCAACAAGUUGGUACAAUACUACUGCACAAGUUGAUAAGUACUACUGUAAGUCAUACACAAGUUAGUACAAUACUACUGCAAGUCAUACACAACUGUAAAACAUACUUAAAUUGGUACAAUACUGUUAUGAGUCAUCAACAAGUUGGUACAAUACAACUGCAAGUCGU
Messenger RNA from Ruditapes philippinarum (Manila clam), 4602 nucleotides. Its product is annotated as ubiquitin carboxyl-terminal hydrolase 1-like. The record is from RefSeq and is a predicted model, not a curated record. Gene Ontology annotation, cellular component: nucleus; cytosol. Gene Ontology annotation, molecular function: cysteine-type endopeptidase activity; cysteine-type deubiquitinase activity. Bases 192 to 3374 code for a protein of 1060 amino acids. The transcript is spliced from 11 exons. Gene Ontology annotation, biological process: protein deubiquitination. NCBI's taxonomy places the organism in Eukaryota, Metazoa, Mollusca, Bivalvia, Venerida, Veneridae.